AUGCCCGACGAGCUGGGCGAUCGCGAGGAGGGUCCCACAAAUAGCCGCUUUGGGGGGCGAGGCGUCAUCGCGGCCAAGCUGCAGGUCGCGGCGGCGAUGGUGUACAAGUGCGACGGCGAGUUGAUGCCGACCAAGUCGCUAAAGAAGAACAAGCGGCUCGGGCCGGUGCAGAAGGCCGAGCCCGACGAGCCCGCGGUGCCGACCUCGGUCGUCGCGGCCGAGCCCAAGGCUGUGCUGGGCGCGGCGGCGAUCGUUUCGCCGCCGACCACGGUCGGACCCCUCCUUCCCGCCCCCACCGACGCCGGCAUUAAGCUGCCAGUGAAGGCCGAGGCCGCGGUGGUCAAGAAGAACACGAUUGUGGCAGUUCCCCCGCCACUCUCGCGGAAGCCGGCGGCGGGGCGCAUAGAGCCCACGCCUCCACCGCGGCGCAAGAUGAAGAAGAGCGAGCCCCCCUACUACUCGGGGCACGUCACGCCGGCAGGCAAGGGCAAGCAGAAUGUGCUGCCGCCCGGCUACUUUCGGACCGUCAAGGGUGCCAGCGACCGCCACCACUGGAACUACCACGGGCCCGACGGCUGCAUCAUCUCCGACUUCAGCGAUUGGGACGGCUACGGCAGCGCAGAGGAGGACGGCGAGCUCGCGGGGGAAUUCGCCUCGCUCUACGCGUCGCCCGCCUCGGCCACGUGCUCUCCGCGUUCCCCUUUCACCGACGCCUACUCUGCCAUGACGUCGAAGAGUGCGUCGCCCGCAUUCAGUGCACUGGAGGGGCUCGACGACUUCAACCUGCCGCCGGCGCUGACUGACCUGUUCGACGACGCCUUGCGGUCUCGCACGGCGAGCCCGUUUGCCGUGCAUGCCGACUACCCGCCCGCCUCGCCCCUCGCCGACGGCCUCGGCGAGCUGAAUAGCCCCUGGUCGGACGGGGGCGGCCUCGCGUCCGGCGCACUGUGGCGCGAGGACGUCGUUCCAAAGGACAUCCCGACGCUUGCCGCAAAGGACGCCCCGCCGCUCCACAGCGGCGAUGCCGGGGCCGCCCACGACGAGGCGCCGCCCUCUACUCCCGCGCCCGUGCAGAGCGGCGUCGGAGAGCGCGAGUCGCAGCGGCAGCGCAAGGCGCCGUCGCGCUGGUCCGCCGACCCGCUCUCUAAGAUCAUCGGGCGGGUCAUCGCGUGCGGCACGCCGGGCUGCUCUCGCGGGGCCUACCACGAUGGGCUCUGCUCGACCGAGCGGGCGGGCAAGCGCACCCGCUCGACCACUAACAAGAACGGCCGCAAGCGGUCGCGAGCGGGCCCCCAGCAGUAG
Messenger RNA from Emiliania huxleyi CCMP1516, 1302 nucleotides. RefSeq lists its product as hypothetical. NCBI's taxonomy places the organism in Eukaryota, Haptophyta, Isochrysidales, Noelaerhabdaceae. The coding region runs from base 1 to 1302 and encodes 433 amino acids. The record is from RefSeq and is a predicted model, not a curated record. The transcript is spliced from 5 exons.